Echinops telfairi (small Madagascar hedgehog) is the source of this 6511-nucleotide messenger RNA. RefSeq names its product zinc finger and SCAN domain containing 26 (gene ZSCAN26). Gene Ontology annotation, molecular function: DNA-binding transcription factor activity, RNA polymerase II-specific; RNA polymerase II cis-regulatory region sequence-specific DNA binding. The coding region runs from base 148 to 1578 and encodes 476 amino acids. The transcript has 4 exons. NCBI's taxonomy places the organism in Eukaryota, Metazoa, Chordata, Mammalia, Afrosoricida, Tenrecidae. The record is from RefSeq and is a predicted model, not a curated record. Gene Ontology annotation, biological process: regulation of transcription by RNA polymerase II.
AGCGGGCUGGCGAGACGUCGCUGGCAUUGAGCGCUGAGCUUAGCCGGCCUUGGAGAGCAAUUGUUCCCGGUGCGGGUCCUUGCGGGGAGUAUCCCUGAGGAGAUAUUCCAAACAACACUUUGCAAAACAGAUCACCUGAAGGUUAGGAUGGCGACAGUAUUAGUAAGUGCUCAUUCCCCAGCUCCCCUGAAUCUGAAGAAAGAAGGGCUUCCGGCAGUCAAGGAAGACCACUCCUCCACUUGGGAGCAGAGAUUCAAAUUGCAAAGAAACAGCACAGGUCUUGGACAGGAGCAGUUGCGCAAACGAUUCAGACAGUUGUGCUACGAAGAGACCACAGGACCCCUAGAAGCACUGAACCAGCUCCGGGAGCUCUGCCAUCAGUGGCUGCGGCCGGACAUCCACACCAAGGAGGAGAUCCUGGAGCUGCUGGUGCUGGAGCAGUUCCUGACCAUCCUGCCCGAGGAGCUGCAGGCCCAUGUGUGGGAGCACUACCCAGAGAGCGGGGAGGACGUGGUGGCUGUGCUGGAGGAUCUAGAGCCAGAGCUUGAAGAAAUGGAACAAGAGGACUCAGACCAGGCAGAGAAACAAAAAGGGCUCAUGGAGGAGAUGGAGCCCUUUAAAACAGGGCAGGAGCAGCGGGUCCAGCCCAGGGGUGAAGUUUUGAAGCCUGACAGUGAGAAGGAUGAGGAGACUGAGAAUGAGAAGCGGGUCACUGAGACAGACUCUUGCAGAGGAGCGCAGUCAUCUGUGGACAGAUCUGAACCUGCGGAGACUCAUUAUGAGGACUCUGACUGGGAAAGUCAGCAGGCGAAGCCCCAGGAGAAGAUUGACUAUAUAUGCUCAGAAUGUGGGGAGGGAUUUGCUCAGUACUCAGACCUGAUUAAACAUGAGGGUGUGCACUUGGGAGAAAAGCUCUGUGAGUCCGCAGUGUGUCAGGGUUCUAGUCCUACUGAACAGCAGAAAAUCCAGUCUAAAGAAAAAGGUCAUCAGUGUCUUGAGUGUGGGAAAGCCUUCCAGAGGAGCUCCCACCUUAUCAGACAUCAGAAAACCCACCUUGGUCAGAAGCCAUAUCAGUGUAGUGAGUGUGGGAAAGUCUUCAGUCAGAAUGCUGGCCUUUUUGAACAUCUCAGAAUCCAUACUGGAGAGAAGCCUUAUCUGUGUAUCCAUUGUGGAAAGAAUUUUAGGCGCAGCUCUCACCUUAAUCGCCAUCAGAGAGUUCACAGUCAGCAGGAGUCCUGUGAGUGCAAGGAGUGUGGAAAAACUUUUAGUCAGGCCCUGCUCCUUACCCAUCAUCAGAGAAUCCACAGUCACUCAAAAAGUCAUCAGUGUAACGAAUGUGGGAGAGUCUUCAGUUUGACCUCAGACCUGAUUCGACAUCAUAGGAUUCACACUGGAGAAAAACCGUUCAAGUGUAAUGUAUGCCAGAAAUCCUUCCGAUUAAACUCACACCUUGCUCAACAUGUGAGAAUCCACAAUGAAGAAAGACCCUAUGAGUGUCAUAAGUGUGGAGAAGCCUUCAGGCAGAGGGCAGGUCUUUUUCAGCAUCAGAGGUGCCACCACAAAGAUAAGCUGGCUUGAUCAGCUAUCACCUCCUAAGGAAGAUCAGAGGCAGAUAUGAUGACAACCAGACCUCACUUUGAGAAAUGCCUCUGGCCAGCUCUGGCAUCAGAAUUCUUAGGGGCCAAGUUGGAGGCUGCCUGCCUUCCAUUUCCCCUCAUUUUAAUUUCCUCACAUUCGUUUUUCUUGAAAUUAGCUUUGGACCACAAUAGUUUGACCAUAGUAUGAUAGGUACUGGGGAGUUAGCUACCCAGAAUUCUUUACUGCAGGACUUCUCAGAGCCUUUUACAUGAUAAAUGAGUAUUAUGAAUCUUCAAGUAAGGGAGCACCCAGGACCUACCAAGAGUUUUAAAGUCAGCAGUGAAUGAAAGUAUCCGCAGAUUUACAGGCUUAAGCAAAAUGGGCAGAUUGGUAUUUUUGCAAAUGCUAUAGCAGCAGACUUGUAUAUAAUAGAACUUUCUGUAAAACAACACUGUCAAAAUUGACUUCAAGAACAGGCUCAUCAUCGAGAACAUCUUCUACUGUUAAUACCCCUUACCCCCCUCCCCUGCCUUCCCAAUCCCUAGUGAUUGAAAGCAUUUAACAAAGUAAAGUUUUAUUUUGCUGGUUAACUAUAGAACUUGCCCUAAGGAUUACUUUCAUGUAAUUUUACCAUUUCCAGGACCCAUUCCUCUCCACAAAUCAAGGUUUUGCUUACACUAUGGAAGAGAUUCCACAGGUCAUGUAAAUGAGCCGUGCCAAGGUAAUCAACCUAUCUUACUAGAUAACCCAGUUCCAGUAGACCGGCUGGCAUGAUUCAAUAAAUGUCUGGUAGAAUAAAUUGGGCUUUCCCCCCCUUAAUAUUAUUAAGCUGAAAUUUUAAAACGUUAAUUGUUCUGAAAUGCUUUGAAUGCAAACAACAGAGACAACUUGAAAUCAUGACCUUUAUAUUGUGAGUACCAAAAUAUCAUAGUAAUAAUGUUGAAUACUACAAUUAGAAGACUCCGCUCUCAAACAUCACCAGGAUGAUAAAUAUAAUUUAUUGAUUAGUAGUUGCUGUACAGAGUACUGCUGCCCAGAGAAGACUUCUCAUGGGUGUGGACAGAUAGGUAAACCCAAGAUAAUGGUUAGAACUAGGCUUCGCUGCAUGUGAUAAUGAAAAAAUAGUAGUGACUUAAUAAAGUAAAAGUGUAUUUUUGUCUCAAGAAAAGGCCACAUGUGCACAAUCUAGUCUGGCCAGGGGGCUCCAUGGCAUUGUGAGAGACCUGUGCGCCUGUCCUAUCCCCCUCCACCGUCCCUGUGCACCGGCCACCCCCGGGGGUCUCAGUGACUGCUGAAGCUCCAGCUGCCACAUACCGAAGUGGACCAAGAGAAAUUCCUCUUAGUUGAGGAGCUGCCCCAUAAAUCAUCUUAGCAUGUAUAUCAUUGGUCACAACUUAGGAAAAGGCUAGAAAACCAUAUCUAAUUCUGGUCACAGAGUGUCCAGCUAAAAAUAGGAUUUCUGUAAUUAAGGACAAAAGGGAAAAUGGACAUUGGAAUAGGCAUUUAGUAGUUUUGAUCCUAUUGCAUAUCCCUCCCUGCUAAAUGAUAUAAGCAGAAGCAGCAGUUAAUACUAUUUUCUGGAAAGUGAUGAAAUCUCUAAGAGAAACAACAGCCUUUUGAAAGACUACAGUUCAUGGUAAGUCAGUCAUAUUUCAUUGUUUAGGAAGCUGUAGAACCAUUGCAUCAUUUAUAUAUUCUGCCUUUAUGAGUAAAACUAAGUUGAUGUCAGGAGUUUGAAGACUGUGCUGGGGUCAGUAUGUAAACAUUUAGCUCCAUGUCAUGGUUUAACUCCACUUAAUACUGUUCAAUUUAAGAAGGAAAGUAUAUACAAUUUAAGAAGGAAAGUAGAAUAUCUUUAAAAAGCAAUGGACAAAAAAAAUCAUUUGAUUUGUUUUUCAACUCUCUUUCUUAAAAAAAAACCUUAAAUAAAAUUGAAAUAGAAGGCAAAUUCUUCAGCAUGAUUCUGGACAUAAAUGAAAAGCCCACAGCCAACAUUAUGUUUAAUGGAGAAAGACAGCACUUUCUUUUGAAAUCAGGAACAAGACAAGGGUGCCCACUCGCACCACUUCUGUUCAAAAUUGUAUUAGAAGUCCCAGACAGAACAGAAAGACAAAAGCUUUCCAGGUUGGGAAAGAAGUAAAAUUAUAUCUAUUCAUGGAUUAUAUGACUUUGUCUAUAGAUAAUGUCGAAGAGUCCACAAGAAAACAUCUAGAGCUAGUAGAGGGAUUCAGCAAAGUUUCAGGGUACAAAGCCAACAAACAAAAAUCAGAUUUUUAUACACCGCCACGAGAAAUCUAAAUUACAGAAACAGUUCCAUUUGUAAUAGCAUCUAAGAGAAUAAGAUGCCUGUGAAUAAAUUAACCAGGGAUAUGAAAGACUUAAGCAAUAAACUAAAACACUGAUGAGUGAAAUUAAAGGAGACUUAAUUGGAAAAACCCUGUAUGUACAUGGAUUGAAAGACUAAAUAUUUUUAGGUUGGCAGUGCUACCCAAAUCUGCAAUCUGAUCAAAAUUCUAACAACCUUUACAGAAAUCCUCAACUUUAUAUGGCAAGCAAUCCCAAGUGGCUGAAACAAUUUUGAAAGAAGAAAAAUUCAUAACUCAUACUUCCUGAUUAUAAAGCAUACUACAGAGUCAAAAUUAUCAAAACAGUCUGGCGCUGAAUUAGAAAUAAGCACAUAGACCAAUGGGUUAGAAUUGCAAGUCUAGAAAUAAACCUGCACAUCUAUCAAAUGGUUCUUUGUUUUUCUUUUUCAGUGCUUUAAAUAUAUUAAAAGUUGUGCAGUCAUCACAAAUCAGUUUUCAUCACCUGAUUCUUGAGCAGCAUACUGCAUCCAUUCAGUAAGAGAAAUGAGUAUUUUUGACCAGUGAUCCACGGACAAUUUCGGUUUCCACAUACAGAAUCCAUGCCUCACAACAUAGACAAAAAAAGUUCAAAAUGAAUUACCUAAAACCAUAAAAUUCUUAGGAAAAAAGCAGGCACAGCUGUCAGACCGAGUUUAUGACAAUGGAUUAUCUAAUAAAAACAAACAGAAAAAGGCCAAAUAAAUGGGACCUCAUAAAUUCAAAACUUUUGUUCCCAAAAAAACAACUUAUAGAAAAGGCAAGCUGUUGACUGGGAAAUUAUCUUUGGAAACCUAUCUAACAACAAUCUAAUAACAAAAAAAGUUAAACUUUGAUGAUGACAAAAAAGAUUACUUAAAAAAAGAAAGGGCAAGCUAUUGACUGGGAAUUAUAUUUGGAAACCUAUCUAACAACAAUCUAAUAACAAAAAAGUUAACAAACUUUGAUGAUGACAAAAAGAUAAGUACCCCAAAUCAUUAAAUGGGCAGAGAAUUUAAAUGGAUGUUUCAUUAAAGAGACCGUUCAAGAGGCUAUCAAACACAUGAUCAGAGUCAUUACUCAUCAGAGAUGAUCAACUACCAUGAGACCAUUUUACAUCCACUAGGGUGACUCAGCAGUGAGUGCCCUGGUGUGGCAGUGGAUCUGCUAGCCACAAGGUCAAUGGUUCAAACCCAUCAGUAUCUUCAAGAGAGAGGUCUGUCUGCCCCUGUUAAGAUUUAUAUAUCCUUAGCUAUCUGGAAAAUUUUUCUUGGCCUCUCCAUGAUUUUAUAGUAUAAUACCCCCACUCCUCAUUUAACAUGGUUUGGUUCCAAAGAACAAGUCCUUUUCCCAAAAUUAGCAUUAUGUGAAAAUAGAGGAUGAUCAUACUUUUUUAACUCAGACUAUAUCACUAUAGAACUGCUAAUUUUUUACCAUUGCAUAAAUACCACUUCUCAGAGAAUCAUGGCUGAGCCAAAUUGACACAUAAUAACCAUCACAGCUAGUUUUUUUCCCCCUGUGGUCAUAAAUUUGAAAUGUUGGAUAAUGAGACAGUCAAUUGAGGAGUAGGUAUAUAAAUUUAUAUAAAUUUAAUAACGUAGAUAUAUAUGCUACAUGGGCAUGGGAAGACAUGGGCGUACAUAUACAUAUAUUUAUGGGCAUAUGCAUAUACAUAUUUGUGCUGCAUAUAUAUUCACAUACGUAUCACAUAGGGGACACAGUUAUAGAUACUUUUGAGACAUAUCCAAACACCUCAUGAAUUGCUUUACUUGCUGGAUUUGACACUCAGGGCCAUAGUCUUGUGGCGACAACUAGGUGAAAAGGAAAUACUUUUAGAUUGGCAAUUUGUGUCUAGGGUCUUCAAACCUUUGAGUGACUGGAUCAAAGAUGAGUGAAGGGAACCAAAGAAAAGAAGCAAUUAAUCCACAGGACAGGUGGUGUGCACAAACCAUAGCUUCUAGCCUGAGACCAGAGGAACUAGAUGGUGCCAACCACUCUGACCAGGGACAUAAUACAAGGUCCCAGUUACAAUAGAAGGAAAAAAACCACACGUUUCUUUGAAAAAAGAACAGUCUUAACUGGACAGGUAGGAGACUAGAGGAACUUCCAAGACUAUGCCCCUAAGAUAUUCUCUUACCUACUCCCAAGGUCACCUUUCAGCUAAAUAAUAGAUUGACCUAUAAUGUAAACAGCACCAGUAAGGGAUGUGCUCCUUUAAAAAUUCAUCUGAGACCAAAUCGUUCACCUUUAUCCCAAAGCAAUGAGAAGGCAAGGAGGAGCGGGGAAACUGGAUGCAUGGAAACGGCAGGUGGUGUGGAAAUGUUGGGAGGGCUGACAAUUUCAGGGACUGUACCUAAUAUCACAUGACAAUUUGUGUAUGAAUUGUUGAAUGGGAAUUUACUGUGUAAAGUUUUCACGUAAAGUACAAUAAAAUAUGUCUUUUAAAAUUCAGUCACAUCUUUAAAAAUCUAAUUCUUACAGUUCUAUAGGGAGAGAGUGGUUUUCUCAUCAGUACCUCGGGGCAGAUCCAUAUUCAUUUGCGUGGAAAUAAUUUGUGUAUGUACAUAUGUAUACAUACCUGUAUAUAUAGAAUUAAACUUAAUUGUGAUCAA